GCGCGCGCCUCAUCCAAAGUGUCAGGGAGUAUAAAGAAGAGGCGUCCCGCGGGCAGCGGACACUCUGCCGCUCGAGACUACCGGAGACCGUCAGUCGCGCUCUACUCAUCCGUCUCCUCCUCUCGCAUAUGGGAUAAUACCGCCAACGUUGCUGACUUUUGACGAACGCGGCACGUUUUAACCGACUGAGGGAAGUCAUCACGGGCAUCGUGUCAGCUUCAUUCGGGCUGACGGAGUCCCGUUACCGGUUGUUUGUUGCUCUUAAAGGAGAAGGUAAAGAAUACAAAGUAAUUUGGUGCGCAUGCUGCCGCUUGGUGGGAUGCAGACUGGCCGCGCGCUGCGCGCGCUUAUGUUGUUACUGAGCUGCGCGUGGCUGCGCUCCGUCACCGCGGCCUCGAGGCUCAAGGCGCCCGCGCUGCCAAUCCAGUCGGAGAAGGAGCUGCUGCCCGCCAAAGGACUCUCAGGCUGCUCGUUUGGUGGCUGGUUCUACUCCCUGGAGGACACCUGGCACCCUGACCUGGGCGAGCCCUUCGGGGUCAUGCACUGCGUCCAGUGCUUCUGCGAACCUCAAAAGGGCCGUCGGGGCAAGGUGUUCGGUAAGGUGAACUGUAAGAACAUCAAGCAGGACUGCCCCGAGCCAGACUGUGACCACCCCAUACUGCUCCCGGGACACUGCUGCAAGACCUGCCCCAAAGGAGACAAGGAGUCCCUCCCCGACCCCGGGCUCGACUACUUCCAGGAGAAGGGCAAGGAGAAGGAGGACGACCUCCACAAGUCCUACAACGACCGGUCCUACCUCAGCUCAGAGGACAUAGGCCCGGCCGAGAGCCGCACCGACUUCGUGGCCCUGCUGACGGGGUUGUCUGAUUCCUGGCUCCCAAGCACCAACAGUGUGGCCCGGGCCCGCUUCUCCCUGACCCGCACCAGCCUGGCCUUUUCCAUCACAUACCAGAGGAUGGGCCGUCCAAGUAAGAUUGUCUUCCUGGAUUAUGAUGGAACCACUGCCUUCGAGUACAAGGUCCCCAAGAGCCAGUCCGACAUGAUCUGUGGCGUAUGGAAGAACCUUGCCAAACCUCUGCUGCGACAGCUGCAGAACGGGCAGAUGCGCAUCACCAUGGCAAUGUCUACCGGCCAACGCAAAGAAGUCGAGGGCAAGAUCAUCAAACACAGGGCGCUAUUUGCCGAGACCUUCAGCUCCAUCCUGACGACGGAGGAGCCGACCCAGGGCAUGGGGGGCAUCGCCAUGCUGACCCUGAGCGACACGGAGAACAACCUCCACUUCAUCCUCAUCCUGCAGGGCCUGCUCACACACACACACACAGACCCCCCGCUGGUGCCCAUCAAGGUCCAGCUACUCUACCGGCAACACGUCUUGAGGGAGAUCCGAGCCAACAUCACUGCUCAUGAUCCAGACUUUGCAGAGGUUCUCAUGGACCUGAACAGCCACGAGCUGUUCUGGCUGUCCCGAGGCCAGCUAGAGAUCUCCGUGGCAACUGAAGGACAGGACACGCGGCAAAUCUCCGGCUUCAUCACUGGCAGGAAGUCCUGUGACACCAUUCAGAGUGUCAUGUCCAGUGGCGACGCCCUGAACCCAGGGAAGACAGGAGGCGUGGGUUCCGCCAUCUUUCAUCUCCAUGACAACGGAACACUGGACUACCAGGUCCAGGUUGCGGGCCUGAGCGGCGAGGUGGUGGGCCUCACCAUCGAGUUGAAGCCCCGGCGGCGCCACAAGCGCUCUGUUCUAUACGACCUGACGCCGGAGCUGGACGUCGCGCUGGGCAACGCCCAGGGCAGCUGGAGCCGGCUGGAGGCGCGCCACAUCCACAUGCUGCUGCAGAACGAGCUCUUCAUCAACGUGGCCACCGCGCACAGCCAGGAGGGGGAGCUGAGGGGGCAGAUCAAGGCCCUGCUGUACAGCGGGCUAGGGGCGCCGCGCCACGAGCUCCCCAUCCUGCUGGCGGGCGUGCUGGUGGUCCCCCCGGUGCUGAGCAGUGCGGGGGGACACGCCUGGGUGUGGGUGGACGAGCAGUGCCACCUCCACUACCAGAUCGUUGUUGCAGGGCUGAGCAAGGGGGAGGAGCUGGCGGGCAGCGCCCACCUGCACGGCCUGGCCGAGAUCGGGGAGAUGGACGAGGGGAGCCACGGCUCCAAGAGGCUCCUCACCGGCUUCUACGGCCCGCAGGCCGGCGGGGUGCUGAAGGACCUGAGUGCAGAGCUGCUGCAGCACUUAGGCCGCGGGACGGCCUUCCUCCAGAUCACCACCAAGCUCAACCCGCAGGGGGAGAUACGAGGACAGGUCCAUGUUCCUAACAGCUGUGAGGUCAGUGUGCGGGGUGAGGCGGGGGACGAGUCGGAGGCUGAGGCGGCAGGGGGGGGAGGGGACCCCGAGGAGCUGAAGAAGGACCCCAACACAUGCUUCCUGGAGAACCAGCACCACGCCCACGGCUCCCGCUGGACCCCCAACUACAACAAGUGCUUCUCCUGCAGCUGUCAGAAAAAGACGGUCAUCUGUGAUCCAGUGAUCUGCCCCCUGUUGACCUGUGGCCAAACCCUCCAGCCCGAGGACCAGUGCUGCCCAGUCUGUGACGAGAGGAAAGAGCCCAAGGACACCAAAGCCCCGGAGAAGGUGGAGGAACAUCCUGAAGGGUGCUACUUUGAGGGCGACCAGAAGAUGCACACCCCGGGCACCACAUGGCACCCCUUCAUCCCUCCCUUCGGCUACAUCAAGUGUGCCCUCUGCACCUGCAAGGGCUCUACAGGCGAGGUACACUGUGAGAAGGUCACAUGUCCCGUGCUGACCUGCAGUCGCCCAGUCAGGCGUAACCCAUCUGACUGCUGCAAGGAGUGCCCCCCUGAGGAAGAGAAGCAACCCGUGGGGCUGGAGCACGCAGACAUGAUGCAGGCCGACGGCACGCUCCAAUGCAAGUUUGGCAAGAACUUCUACCAGAACAGCGACACCUGGCACCCGCGGGUGCCCCUGGUGGGGGAGAUGAAGUGCAUCAACUGCUGGUGUGAUUAUGGUGUGACUAAGUGCCAGAGGAAGCAGUGUCCUGUGUUGACCUGCCAGAACAUCGCCCGCAAAGAUGACAAAUGUUGCCCGGAUUGCCUUGAUUCCAAAGAGGAGGGAGAAGAGGAGGAGGAGAAGGAGGAGGAGGUCCUAAUGAUGAAGGUCCCGGACAAGAGGCCGAGCUGGAGGCACUGAAAAACACAUCCACCAAAACUAACCCCCCUCCCCCCCCCAGAUCCUCCAACAGAACUACCGUUACUGCACCUUCAGAACGUAUCCAUGCCCCCCAUUGCGACCACACCCCUUUGGCUGACCCAGGAGAGAAGGCUUUUCUUACUGAGGGGGGGGUCUGCCAUGAGGACAGCGGGGGCCUUGUCAUGGGAGGGCGGGGUGAGCUGGCUCCCCGGCAGCCUUCCUGUUCCUCUCUCCUCUCCUGGGCCAGGAGGGUGUCUCUCUGGCUGUGCGGCGCUGCAUAGCAGAGUGUUUUAAACCGGCCUGCACUGGCUCACCGCUGGACACCAGGAACCAUUCUUCAGUUUGUGUUUUACUCCCGUCCUCAAACAGCAUCCAUCUGAUGGGACAUGUGUGUUGUAAAUUGUGUGUGUGUCUAUGAGGGAUUGUGUUUGGGUGUGUGUGUGUGUGUGUGUGUGUGUGUGUGUGUGUGUGUGUGUGUGUGUGUGUGUGUGUGUGUGUGUGUGUGUGUGUGUGUGUAUGUG
This is a messenger RNA of Gadus chalcogrammus (walleye pollock), 3723 nucleotides long. It is a transcript of the gene chrd, whose product is annotated as chordin. The transcript is spliced from 21 exons. The record is from RefSeq and is a predicted model, not a curated record. Gene Ontology annotation, biological process: multicellular organism development. Gene Ontology annotation, molecular function: protein binding. Lineage: Eukaryota; Metazoa; Chordata; Actinopteri; Gadiformes; Gadidae. Bases 302 to 3202 code for a protein of 966 amino acids.